CAAACGCUUAAAAGAAAUUACGCUUUUUAUGGUAGGUGGCAGAGAUUUUUUUUUUUAAUUUUAUGACUGAAUUAAGAGGAGAUCUCUUCGUAUUCGUUGUCGGAGUCACAGUCUCAUAAAUAUUCAGUAGAUUGACGAGUCAUAAAGACCGCCUUUCCUGCACCAACGACACAUUCAGCAUCCUCGGGCGCAACAUCUCACUGAGCUUUCGUCAGACUCCGAGUCGGUUUCAUUGUGACCGGGGCGACUUUUAAUUUCCGAGAAUGGCUUUGAGAGGAGCACUUUCCCGUCUUUCCCACUCUUCCCGUCAUUUCAACCAUACUUACCAGCAAAGCAGAGCUCAUUCGGUGGCCGUGCUUGGCGCUCCGUUUUCAAAAGGACAAAAAAAGAGAGGUGUGGAGCAUGGCCCUAAAGUCAUCAGGGAUGCGGGGCUCAUGGAGAGGCUUUCAAAUUUUGACUUUUCUGUCCAUGACUUUGGGGAUCUGAACUUCCAACACCUGGAGGAGGAUGAGCCCUACAUGGAUGUAAAGUUCCCGCGGACUGUGGGUGCAGCAAAUAAAAAGCUGUCUGCAGCAGUGAGGAAUGCUGUCAGUGCUGGCCACACUCUUCUUAUGCUGGGAGGUGAUCACAGCCUUGCUGUUGGAUCAGUGAGCGGCCAUGCCCAGCAUAGUCCUGACCUGUGCCUUAUCUGGGUUGAUGCUCAUGCAGAUAUCAAUACCCCUAUGACCUCCCCUUCAGGAAACCUCCAUGGCCAACCUGUGGCAUUCAUGCUCAAAGAGCUGCAAGACAAGAUGCCAGAUAUCCCUGGGUUCUCCUGGACUAAGCCAUUUCUCAGCUCAAGAGACCUGGUGUACAUUGGACUGCGGGAUGUUGACCCUGGGGAGUACCAAUUCCUCAAGAGCUUUGGUAUCCAGUAUUUCACCAUGAGAGAUAUCGACAGACUAGGCAUCCAAAGGGUCAUGGAAGUCACUUUCGACCAUCUUCUGGCAAGAAAACAACGACCAAUACACUUGAGCUUUGACAUCGAUGCAUUCGACCCGUCUCUGGCUCCCGCCACAGGAACACCGGUAAAUGGAGGUCUGACCUACAGAGAGGGAAUCUACAUCGCAGAGGAAAUUCAUAACACAGGUCUGCUGUCAGUCAUGGACAUGGUAGAAGUAAAUCCUGACCUUGGGGCAAGUCCUGAAGCUGUGGAGGCUACUGCCACGUUAGCAGUUGAUGUCAUUGCAUCAUCACUGGGACAGACGAGAGAAGGCGCUCACACAUCCAUGGACGAAAUUCCCCCUGGGAAAAACGACACAGAGCUUCGCCUCUAAGGGCAUGAAGCAAAGCUAUGGACUUCAACACUGUCAUCCCUGACCAUUCCACAGAUUUAAAUACAAUACUGCAAAGACUAUAUCUAUUUGAAAGGUGACAGUUUAAAGCUUUUUUUUUU
Messenger RNA from Haplochromis burtoni (Burton's mouthbrooder), 1435 nucleotides. RefSeq names its product arginase-2, mitochondrial. The record is from RefSeq and is a predicted model, not a curated record. The transcript is spliced from 8 exons. Lineage: Eukaryota; Metazoa; Chordata; Actinopteri; Cichliformes; Cichlidae. Bases 264 to 1316 code for a protein of 350 amino acids. Gene Ontology annotation, molecular function: arginase activity; manganese ion binding. Gene Ontology annotation, cellular component: mitochondrion; cytoplasm.